CAGCAACACUAGUGUUCGCGAGGCGCAUUACUUGAAGAGAACAGUUCCCGGUUUGAGAUUUUAGACAUGGCACUUUCCAACGUCCUCGAACCUGCUGUGUCUGGUUUUAACUUCGAAAAUUCCACAAGAAACAUUGUCCUGGAGAAUGGCUCAGAAGAGGGUAAAAUCAAGGCACCGAAACCCAUGAAAACAGGCACCACCAUUGCUGGAGUGGUUUAUAAGGAUGGUGUAGUUCUGGGAGCAGACACAAGAGCCACCUCUGAAGAAGUAGUGGCAGAUAAAAUGUGUGCCAAGAUUCACUACAUUGCACCUAACAUAUAUUGUUGUGGAGCAGGGACAGCUGCGGAUACUGAGAAGACGACAGAUAUGCUGUCAUCAAACCUCACCAUUUUCUCCAUGAACAGUGGCAGGAACCCAAGAGUCGUCAUGGCCGUUAACAUACUACAAGACAUGCUCUUCAGGUAUCGAGGUAUGAUUGGAGCUCAUCUAAUUUUAGGGGGUGUUGACUGCACUGGCAGUCACCUGUACACGGUUGGCCCUUAUGGGAGCAUGGACAAGGUGCCGUAUCUAGCCAUGGGAUCUGGUAAACUGCCUGCUUUGGGGAUACUGGAGGACAGAUUCAAAGGAAACAUGGAUCUGGAGGAGGCCAAGGCACUGGUAAGCGAUGCCAUCCAUGCAGGCAUCAUGAGUGACCUGGGAUCAGGCAACAACAUUGACCUGUGUGUGAUUACGAAAGAGGGGGUGGACUAUAUCAGACCUCACCGAGAGUCCCUUUAUAACUAUAAGAGACAGGCAAAGUACAAAUAUAAGCCAGGUACAACACCUGUUUUAACUAAAACCGUGAAUCAGCUGGAGCUGGUGCAUGAGACCGUUCAAAUGAUGGAAACAGCAGGAUCCAGUUGAGCCAUGAAAUACACUGUGAUGUCAUAAUGUGAUCUGGAAGUUACUGUUUUGACAAACAAACGUGAAAAAAGACAGAUCAUGCUGUAAAUGUGUUUUUUUGUCUGAUGUUUGUUCGCAUAAUUCCAUGGCUGCGAGUGGACUGAUGAUCAUCAAUAAACUACUACAAUUUCCAGCAUAUGCCCCACAUAUCAUUUAAAAAAAAAAUGUUUUAGAAACAAAGAUCUGUUUUAGUAAACGCAACAGAACUUAAUAAAAAAAAUGCAACACAAAUAAAUUCCAAGGACAUUU
Molecule: messenger RNA, 1191 nt
Organism: Sinocyclocheilus anshuiensis
Lineage: Eukaryota; Metazoa; Chordata; Actinopteri; Cypriniformes; Cyprinidae
Gene: psmb13a
Product: proteasome 20S subunit beta 13a
Exons: 8
Coding region: 67-903 (278 amino acids)
Cellular component (GO): cytoplasm; proteasome core complex
Molecular function (GO): threonine-type endopeptidase activity
Source: RefSeq, a predicted model, not a curated record